AUGCAUGAUACACCAUCCAAAUUCAUCGAAAUCCUUGAUCCAAAGGACUCGCCCUUGCGCUCCGAGUCUGACGUCCGUCUGGAAGAUGUCCUCGCACACCACGAAGCCACCAUCGGUCGUCCUCGCUCCUCUACACAAUCCUCCUCCAAACCCAUGGAUAAGGAUCAGCUUUCGCGCACGAGUUCGGUCUCCCCUACUCAGCGCUGGAAACGGUUUAGCAAUAUGCUAGUCCAGCCACGACGGAGCUCUUAA
Messenger RNA from Penicillium odoratum, 252 nucleotides. RefSeq lists its product as uncharacterized. The record is from RefSeq and is a predicted model, not a curated record. The coding region runs from base 1 to 252 and encodes 83 amino acids. The transcript has a single exon. NCBI's taxonomy places the organism in Eukaryota, Fungi, Ascomycota, Eurotiomycetes, Eurotiales, Aspergillaceae.